This is a messenger RNA of Leptomonas pyrrhocoris, 1681 nucleotides long. RefSeq names its product putative Microtubule-associated protein 1A/1B light chain 3. The record is from RefSeq and is a predicted model, not a curated record. Bases 257 to 1681 code for a protein of 474 amino acids. The transcript has a single exon. Gene Ontology annotation, biological process: cellular response to nitrogen starvation. NCBI's taxonomy places the organism in Eukaryota, Euglenozoa, Kinetoplastea, Trypanosomatida, Trypanosomatidae.
GUUCAUUCGAUUCAAAAAGAACUGCCAGGUUAAAAAAAAGAAAAGCCUUUCACAAGUGUUUUGUCUUCGACUUUUCCCGCUGGCCCUUGACACUUACGGAGCAUCGCGUUUGAGGUUCAGUUAGGCGAAUGCAAACCCGUUUCUUCACCGCCCGCAUCUGACAAGCAUCGUCAAGCAGACCACAAUAGAAAAACCAUUGGGUGUCUUGCUCUUUUUUUUUUUAGCGACAAUAUAUCUUUUUUUUUUUCUGGAAAUCAUGCGCCGCGGUUCGUCUGCCAGCGUCAGCAUGACGUCCUUCAAGGACGUCCGCUCCGAAGCCGAGAGAGCCGUUGAUGCGGCGGAAGGGUUGGCGAAAGGCAAAAUCCCCCUCAUCUGCGAGAGGCGCGGCGAUUGCACCCUGCCGGACCUGACGGGCAAAAAGUUUUUAGUCUCGCCGACCAUGACGGUUGGCACCUUCACGGAACUGUUGCGGAAGCGCAUUGCAGAGGAGGUGGAAGAGCCCUUCUACCUCUUCAUCGCAAACGAGGUACUCAAGGCAAGUGGGACGUCGAUGAAGGAUCUGUACCGUGCCUACAAGGACACCGACAACUUCCUCUACGUGUACUACGGAAACAGCACUACAAGCGACGCGGUGCAGAUGGGGUCCUUCAAGAGCUCGCACUCCCCCCUGGAGCGCGCGAGCGAGGCGCAGGAGGCCCUCGCGCAAGGAAAGAUUCCGAUCAUCUGCGAGAAGGCCGAGGGGAGUUCGUUGACGGACCUGGACCAGAAGAAGUACGUGGUGGACGCGACCAUGAAAGUGGGCUACUUCUCCGUUCUCAUCAAGGAGCGCAUUGCGGCACACGUGACGGAACCGUUUUACCUCUUCCUCGGCGAACGCGUGCUGACGGCGAGCGAAAUAUCGAUGCAGCAGCUGUACGACUCGUACAAGGAGAAGGACGGUCUGUUGUACGUGACGUACGACAACACCGCACCGGAGACCGCGGCGCGCGUCGGCGCGUACAGGCUGACGCAUGACGUCGUGGAGCGCAAGCAGGAGGCGGCGGAGGCGGCGGCGAUGGGCAAGAUCCCUAUCAUCUGCGAGAAGCGCGAAGGCAGCCAGGUCGCUGAUCUGGCCAACAAGAAGUUUGUCGUGGCGCCGACCAUGACCGUUGGCACGGUGGCGGCGGCGCUGAGCAAGCGCGUUGCCUCCGAAUUGGACCAGCGAAUUCACCUCUUCAUCGGCGACAGCGUCUUGACGGCGUGCUCCAUCUCAAUCAGCGACCUCUACGACUCCUACAAGGAUGCCGAGGACGGUUUGCUGUAUGUGUCGUACUCGAACGAGAUUCCCCCGCUCACCCCCCAGCUCGGGCAGUACAAGCUGUCCUACACGCACAAGGAGCGGAUGCAGGAGGCGGAGAAGGCGCUGUGGCUCGAGAAGGUGCCAAUCAUCUGCGAAAAGAAGGAGGGGUCGAGCAUGCCAGCCAUCAAUCAGCGAAAGUUCUUCGUGUCGCAGGAGAUCACAGUGGGGAAGGUGAUGGAGCUGCUGAAGGAGCGGAUUGCACAGGAGGUGAGCUCGCCCAUUUUCAUCUUCGUGCGUGGUGACACCAUCACGAACGUCCACGAACCGAUCAUGGAGGUCUACGAGGGGUACAAGGAUACCGACAAGUUUCUCUACGUCACCUAUUCUGACACCAACAAAUGA